Peronospora matthiolae is the source of this 936-nucleotide messenger RNA. Lineage: Eukaryota; Oomycota; Peronosporomycetes; Peronosporales; Peronosporaceae. The record is from the annotation of a GenBank genome assembly.
AUGGAGCACGAGUGGCAGCAGGUUUCGCGUCGUCGACGUCGCCGUCAGUUUUCUUCUUCUUCUUUGCACUCGCAGUCAAAGGCGGUUCCCAAAGUGGAUGAAGAGGUGGGGGCGCCUCUGGCCGAGGUAUCGACUGCAAAGCAGCUGCAAAUUGUUCAGCGCGUACGUGCAAUUGCCAACGAGAGUUUGAGAGAUUCGGCGCUCCUCAAGGACGCGCUGCGUGCGAUCGUCAAGCAGUUCCACUUGACAGAAGCAUGCACGUCACUUGACAAAGACGCGGAAGAUGAGCGACUGGUGGUCGUUGGCUAUGGACUCGGAAGCUUCUGCGCGUCGUCCAAUGCAGUGCACCAGUUAGGGUUCCUCGUCGCGUUGAAGCAAGCGCUCGACAACGGAUGGAGACUGACCGCCGACGCGAAAGAUGCUGCAAAACCCGACGGGAUUCAGCCAGCAGUUGAGCUCUUUGACCCAGUCAUGAACAAGAGUGACGCUGUUAUUGCCGAGCAGCUCGGGAUGACAGUGAUCCAGGAAAAUGAACAUGGACGACGAAAAGUGGUUUGCAACACGGUCUUCUUCAUGCCUCAUUGUGCAAAGGUGUUGUACGAGAACGUCCUUGCUUGCAACUGGGGUCUUGCUGCCAAGCAGCUCGUGAUCAUCGGUAACAGUUUUUCAGCGUACGGAGACCGCGUGCUUGCAGCUGAAGAGCGUCGAGAGCUCUUACUCGAGAAGGUGGUGCCUUACCUAGAAGAAGUGCCGCUGCCGUGUGGAGUUGCCAAGCAGCACGAGAACUUUGCGUGCUAUGAGGCAGCCUUCAACGACCUCAGCGUGCAUAGCUUUCCAUCUGAGUUGCUGAAUAGCGCUCUUGCCAACGACUUGGAUCUUAUCGCGAGGAUGGCUGCUGUGGCUAGCUCAGUCGAUUCAAAAGAGCUCGAAGCCUGA